AUGUUGCUUCAAAAGAAAGUAAACGCAAUAUCUGCUAUUACAGUGCUCUUACACAUGAGCUCUUCGCAGGCCUUAUCUAGUGAAUUAGCAAAGACCCCUUUGAUGGGAUGGAGUUCAUGGAAUGCUUUUGGAACAAAUUUCAAUUCUUCCUCCAUCGAAAGAACCGUCCAGCUAUUCCAUGACCUUGGGUUGACCCAGGCUGGGUAUGAAUACGUUAACCUCGAUGAUGGCUGGUCUGCGUACUCCAGAACGGUGGAUGGGUAUUUGCAGGCUAACGAGACCACAUUUCCAAAUGGAAUCGGGGCACUAGCCCAUUACAUUCACGCAAACGGGCUUAAGCUCGGCCUAUACGGUGACAGUGGUGUGUAUACAUGUGAAUUUCACCCGGGUAGUUCGGGGUAUGAGAAACGAGACGCCCAAACGUUAGCUGAGUGGGGGGUCGAUUAUUGGAAGUAUGACAAUUGUGGUGGUUUCGCGGCAAUGGUUGAUAGUCCACAGAUCCGAUUUGGAGAUAUGAAAGAUGCUCUGCUACUAUCCGGCAGGGAUAUUGCUUACGAGGUAUGUGAGUGGGGAUACCAAUUUCCAUGGCACUGGGGAGGUGAUAUAGGCCAUUCUUAUCGGAUCGGUGGAGAUAUCACAGACAAAUUCAUCAACGAAACAGGAUGUGCUUGUAAGACAGCCUAUUGUUUAGAUACUGGAUAUGCAGGAUGCUCGGUUACGACAAUGAUGCGGAAAAUGCGCGAAAUCAGCCAGUAUCAGACUCCUGGUCAUUGGGCGUACAUGGAUAUGCUCCAAAUCGGCAAUGGCAAUAUGACUCUGUAUCAACAGCAGACACAUUUCGCAUUUUGGGCAGCACUAAAAUCUCCUCUUAUCAUCGGCACAAACUUGGAGACCUUGCCUAGUGCAAGUGCGGCUAUUUUGACCAAUGCAGACAUUAUCGCUAUCAAUCAGGAUCCUCUCGGUUUAGCUGUUCACUACAUGCAAGGGGCUAGCAUCGAGAACUCCUUACAGGUCUGGGUGGGCGAAAUUGAAGGUGGAUACAUAGUUCUUGUUUUCAACGAAAAGAGCUAUCCGCAGCAUGCAAGCAUCUCAUUUAAUCAACUAGGGUUCGAUAUCCAAGGAAACGUCAAUGUAAAGGAGCUUUGGUCAGGACAUAACUGGGGGAGAAUAAAUAGUAUUAGUACAACAGUGGAAAGCUACCAGACUUUGGUGUUCAAACUUGGACAUUAA
Talaromyces proteolyticus is the source of this 1230-nucleotide messenger RNA. RefSeq names its product alpha-galactosidase/alpha-n-acetylgalactosaminidase. Lineage: Eukaryota; Fungi; Ascomycota; Eurotiomycetes; Eurotiales; Trichocomaceae. The transcript is spliced from 4 exons. Gene Ontology annotation, molecular function: hydrolase activity, hydrolyzing O-glycosyl compounds. The record is from RefSeq and is a predicted model, not a curated record. The coding region runs from base 1 to 1230 and encodes 409 amino acids. Gene Ontology annotation, biological process: carbohydrate metabolic process.